Molecule: messenger RNA, 1797 nt
Organism: Drosophila innubila
Lineage: Eukaryota; Metazoa; Arthropoda; Insecta; Diptera; Drosophilidae
Gene: sra
Product: protein sarah
Exons: 2
Coding region: 273-1166 (297 amino acids)
Biological process (GO): calcium-mediated signaling
Cellular component (GO): cytoplasm; nucleus
Molecular function (GO): calcium-dependent protein serine/threonine phosphatase regulator activity; nucleic acid binding
Source: RefSeq, a predicted model, not a curated record
AAUGAAUUUUGUGGUGAACGGUUGUGUCGCGUCGCGUCUGACUAAAAGUCGGGAAAUAUUCUACUAACUGCUGCUUCACAAAUGCCAAAGGACUAAGCAACAAAUUUGUCAAUCGGCAAAUUAUUUAUUGCGGCCAGCAAACCAGCCAAUAAUAACAAUACCAGCCGUGCUUAUAAUUUGCCGUAUUGGCUGAAAAGCAACAACAACAACAAACCCAGAAGAAUUUGCCGUCAUCGGCGUAAUUAUCUUAAAUAGUUUGUAAACCCCCAGCCAUGUCCGACGCGGGCAAAUCGAAUAACAAUGCCGCCACAGCGGCAAGUGGCGAUGAGGACGUCGACGAUGUGACACCUACACCAACUUCUACAACGACAACACCGCGCAACAAUCACAACAACAACAAUGCCAGCAACAACAGCAAAUUGAAAUCGGCGCAGAACAGUAAUGCGGGCAGCGGAGGAAGCGGCAGCAUAGACAAGCUGUCACCAGACCAGGAUAUUUAUAUUAAUGCCGCUGACGGUCUGCCCACCCAGCAUCCAACGUUGCCGCCGGAAGGAGAUGUGGAUAGCGAUACGGAGCCGGAGGUGGAUGCCGAUUCAUUUGAUGAUUUGCCCACAUCGAUAAUUGUGACCAACAUACACUCGGAGGUGUUUGCGAAUCCGGAGUUGAAGCAUGCCAUGGAGGAACUAUUUCGCACAUUUUGCGAAUCGGCUACUUUUCAAUGGCUGCGCAGCUUCCGACGACUGCGGGUGAACUAUGACAACGCGAUUGCAGCGGCAAAUGCUCGCAUCAAGCUGCAUCAGUAUGAGUUUAACAAGAAGACGGUGAUUACCUGCUACUUUGCACAGCCGGUUACACCUGUCAGCAACAAGAAUUUACAGCCGCCGGCGCCGGUUAAACAGUUCCUGAUCUCACCGCCCGCAUCGCCGCCAGCGGGCUGGGAACCACGCGAGGAGGGUGAACCGUUGGUCAAUCAUGAUCUACUUGCCGCUCUGGCCAGCCUGACGCCGGGUGAAUCGCAUGAGCUGCAUCCACAGAGCGAGGAUCAGCCAGCCAUUAUUGUGCACACGGCCAUGGUGCCCGAGGGAGGCGGUGGAAGUGGAAGUGGAGUUGCUGCAGUUCAGCCCAAAGCACCCAUUGUACAGACCAAGUGUCCGGAGCGUGCAUAAGCGCCAAGAUGAAGCUUAAAAGUGAACUUUGAAUGAUUUGGAAGAGACAGCACUCCACGCCCAGCAUAGAGCAUCGUUUUGGAAAGUCACAGGUUAUUGUGUUGAGACCUGAAGCGUUGAACUGACCUGCUGAAUUCAAAUGGAAAAUGAGAUGAGUGGGUGGGGCAGACAAGAUGGUCAGCUUUGAGUUCAGCCUGAUGGUUGAGUAUUGUUUGUAAAUAAUUUUAUAAAAUUCGAUUGUGAUUAAUUUACAUGUAGCUAUGUUUUGUAUUAAGUACUCGUACUCGUACUAUCUAUUGCUCUCUCGUUUUUGAGCGUUUCAUUUGUCCCCCAACUUCCGCGUGUAGCCGUCGAGCAUUUAUCGAAGAUUAGCUUAUCUUAAUGUGCGCCAAUUGGAGUUGCUAAUUAAUUCUAGAUGUGUUUCUCGUUUGCAUACGAAAUCGCGUUGUGUCUCGCUCUCGCUCUUGGUGUCUUGUUGUACUCGUUGUAUCCGUUGUAUCCGUGCUUGUAUCGAUAUCGGUGUCUGCAAUCGUUACUCGUUACUUGUUAUACGCUGGCUAUCCACACAAUAGGUAACUGCACCUUCAAUGUUACUAAACUCUGUAUGUAUUUGUCUGUGUUUAGCUGCUUU